AUGCGGAGCUGCUGGGACAAGGAUUCGGCCCGCAGGCCUGGCUUCAGGGAACUGUGCGAGACACUGAAAGGUCUUCUGUCGGAGCUGCCGGUUCUGGAGGCCAGCCAGGAGGCCAGCUACAUCAACCAAGGCCUGGAGGUUGCUGCUGCAGCUGCAGCUGCCUCUCAGGAUCCACAAACAGACUCUGGGGGAAGAUGGGAAAAUGUCUACCUGCCUUCUCCCGUGGGUGCUGCUGCAGCCAGAGAUGAGCAUGUGGAACUGACAGCUCGCUCGUGCCUUACCGUGUCGGCUGUGGCACGCGACCUUUCACGGGACAAACAGACGGAAAGUGCAGUGUUUGAAACGAGAUCCCCAACGGUUGUUAUAUGGAUUUCUAAUCUUUUCUCCCUUGCUGUCAUAUCCUCUCUCUCUCUCUCUCAGUGGGACACUGCAGGUCAGGAGAGGUUCCGUACCAUCACCUCCAGUUAUUACCGUGGAGCCCACGGCAUCAUAGUUGUAUAUGAUGUGACAGAUCAGGAGUCCUACAACAACAUCAAGCAGUGGCUUCAGGAAAUCGACCGCUACGCCAGUGAAAAUGUCAAUAAGCUUCUGGUGGGCAACAAGUGUGACCUGACCACUAAGAAAGUAGUAGACUACACAACAGCCAAGGAGUUCGCCGACUCUUUGGCCAUCCCCUUCCUGGAAACGAGCGCCAAGAACGCCACCAAUGUAGAGCAGGCCUUCAUGACCAUGGCCGCGGAGAUCAAGAAGCGCAUGGGCCCCGGGGCCACGGCCGGCGGUGACAAGCCCAACUUAAAAAUCGAGAGCACCCCCGUGAGGCAGUCCGGUGGGGGCUGCUGUUAGAGGACCCCUCGCCCCCCACCACCUUCACAACCAUCUCCACUUUCUUCCCCUUUUGUGUUCCCUUCUGUCAUCUCUGCCACUCCCAGACCACGCCAUUCCUCCAUAACACCCUGUAACCCACAACUGACUCCCCUCUAUCAGCCUGCCUGGAGAUCCGGCGACGGUUGGCCAGACAGAGGAGUAAACUGUUAGUGUUAACAUCCGGAAAGAGUUAAUUCAGGCCUGCACACCCAGCAGACCACAGAGAGAGGAAGGCAACCAGUCUGUGAGGGAGAGACAGAAAUGGACACCGAGGCAACUUUUACUUUCUGCCAAGAGGACAGAAAGAAAACAGAUCCGGGGGAAGAUUGAUAUUGAUUUAGAGUGGAAUGGAGGCAGUGGAAGAUUAGAUUUAAAUAUCGGUGAGCUUAUCUUCACACUCACACACACACACACACACACACACACACACACACACACUGUCGUGGGGUGGCAGGGGGUUAAAGAGAUUCAAGCCUUUUGGCUAAACACCUUCCUCCUCAGGCUGUCUUUGCUGAUCUCAUCUUAUGGCAAUCCCCACACCUCGCCCCAGCGUAAACGUAUUUACCUGCACACACAGGUGCAGUGUGCCUCAGUCACACACUCUAAAUGCUCUGUACACAGUAGGAAAUGUUCCUCAAUAGCAGUAACAGUGAGUCAUCUUUUCCAUUUAUUGAAGAAAGCCUCCUCUUCCCUUGCUUCCACUCUCACUGUCUUAAGGUGUGUUUAGACAGAAAGGGAAUUUUCUGAUCAAUUCAAUGGAAUUUGGCAAGCAAACAACCAGUGUACCAACUGAUGUGAUGUUAGCUGUAAGCUAGCUAGAAAUGGACUCUCCGACCGUGCGUGUAUGUGUUCAACUCAGCCUCUGAUUGAACUUCUUUUGUUAUUUCUCUCAAGUCUCUCUUCAUAUUCCACCGUCUCUGAGAUUUUUUGCUCGAGUGGAAACCUUUUCUGCGACACUACUACCAGACGUGUCUUCGCCUCAGUUGGAUGAAUUUGUGUCUGUUCAUGCCCAUUUAAGUCUUUAUAUCGACUUUACACGCAUUUGCACCAGCUGUGAAGUUCACCUUGCGUUCUAUCUGAGCACACCUUUGCAGUCUCAAUACUUCUAGCAUACUAGGAGGAGCUGUAUAUACAGACAACAGAAGUAGUUGUGUGAACAAAAAAAGAGAGCUUGCUUUCAAAACCCCUCACACGUAGCUAAUUGACCCUUCCUGAGUCCCACCCCUCAGCUUCCUCUUUUACUGUACUUAGAUAUGCUAUGUGUUAGGCUUGUAAUUUAUAUAAUUAGUUUGCUAGAGUAUUGCUAGCACUAGCUUUCAGAUAUAUAGGUCACUUUUAUCUUUUAACCAUUCUUGAAUUGUCUUUUCAAAGUAGCCUAGCCUAGCACAUAGCAUAUCUAAGUACAGGAAAGGAGGAAGUUGACAAAGGCAAAAAGGGGUGGGGGUACAUAAAUCGUAAAUUGCAAUCCCUUAAUUCCACCAUGAAGCAUACUGGUCAGAAGUUGGCAAAGCAAAAUUUAUUUUGCACUCUCAUUUAACAAGCUAGGUAGCAUAGCGACUACUUGUGGGGCUAGUUGGCAAGCUGCUGGGGCCUGUGAGCAAACAAGCCAGCUAGCUUGUUCCCUCAAGACACAACCUCCAAUGUACCAUCGACUCUUGUCUGUUAACCAUGUCUCAUAUAUAAAAGUGGAUGGUACAACACAGCUAACAUGAUAGCCUCCUCCACUUUGUUCCCUCAAAAGUCAGAAGAUGGCAUGCGAUUUCUCGAUGGCACAAAUGAUUGCAUCAAAAAGAAUCAACAAAGUUAAACUAAGGAAAAGCUUUGUGUACAUUUAAUUCACAGUGAUUCCACUGAAAUAAAUUGGUUUCGGCUCAAAAUGUUGCUGUUAUUAAUGCUGGUGUGACCAGGCCCAGUUAUGAGAUCACACGCAGGAGAAAGAUCUCCAUGCAAAGAUAGACUGUAGUACUUGCUGGGAGCAGUAACCGAGGCAUUCUUUAACCAAACCCCCUGCAGGAACCAUUGGUGGGUCAGUUGAUUCCACAUGUAUAUGUCAGAGCUGGGAUGGAGGUGGUUGUCAUGGCCAUAUAUGGUGUUAGUUUUUUCUUUUUUUAGUCUUCAAAGGAAUAAUUUCAAGUGUAAAAGAAAGUAAUGUGACAAAAUGCUGUGACAUUUAGCACGGUGACUUCCUGGAAUGACACUAAACAUUACAGUCACUCUGCCCAUGGAUAUGACGAGAGUGAGGGUGUGUGACAUCUUUGACAAACAGAAGCAAUUGGCGGUAUUCUGCAUUGAUCUUACAGUUACUCUUUUAUUAUUGUUGUGGUUUGAUUGUUUUUUAUUUUCUCAUCGAGAGAUAAUUCGUACAGUUAGCUUCAACUGUCACGUUCAGUACUUGACAGGUAGGUUUUAGGGUGUCGUUUCGUUCUGGCUUGUUUGCAGAUGAAGCUGAGGUAGAGAUGUGGUGUGGGUGUGUCUGUUGGCUGAGGGGGUGGGGUCUUACUGAAGCUGCUGUUCCUUCCCCGAGGUUGUCCCGUUUGUCAUAGCUGUGUCCCAUUGUCUUUUAUGUUCCUGUGUAUUUCUGGUUUCUUAUCAAAUGCUCUAAUGCUCCAGUUUGUGCCACUUGUGUAAUCCGUCUUUCUACAUUUGAUUCCUCAACAAUAACUACUAAGGUCUCAAUAUGCUUUAAAUGAACAAGGUUGUACGAAAUGUUGUCCCACAUCA
Molecule: messenger RNA, 3585 nt
Organism: Morone saxatilis (striped sea-bass)
Lineage: Eukaryota; Metazoa; Chordata; Actinopteri; Moronidae
Gene: rab1ba
Product: zRAB1B, member RAS oncogene family a
Exons: 5
Coding region: 1-843 (280 amino acids)
Molecular function (GO): GTP binding; GTPase activity
Source: RefSeq, a predicted model, not a curated record